AUGUCCAGCGACGAGAUCCCCAUGGACGUCUUCCUCCUCCCCGUCCGAGGGAACUUCCGAGGGAAGUCGGUCCUGCUCAACGGGUCCCACCACCCUGGUGCCAGCCCGUUGUUCCGUCCCUCUGAAUUUGAUGAUCUCAACCGGCCGCUUUGUCGCAGUCGCGCGUCCUCAGCGAGACCGAGUUACCCCGGAUUGCGGUCAAGAAUAUCUGUGUCGUCGGCGCAGGAUAUGUCGGUAGGUCGUGAUCCCAGCCGAGAUUCAGCGGCAGCAUUCACUGUUGUGGUGGAGCAGACCUGCCAGCUCAACGAUGGCAGUCCCAGCACUUACCCGUCCACGAACCGGGGUUUGGACACGGUCGUGCGUAUUGUCCGCGACGGUGCCGAUAUCAGCACCGAGGGCAUCCAGCCCGCUGCCUCUGCAUCUGGACGCCCCCAGAAUUUGCCUUUCACGUGUAACUCUGCUCAGGCCAUCUCACGCGCAGAUAUCAUCCUCAUGGCGCUUGCCACCCACCGACCAGGCGUCUCUUUCGAGGUUCUUUUUUUCCAACCCCGAGUUCUCGCCGAGGGCACGGCCGUCAAGAACCUCACGGCCCCAGACCUGGCAUUGAUCGGAUCCGCACCCACUUCCCAGCGGACGCCUAGCGGCCCAGACUUUGGCCAAUUGUAUGCGGCUUGGCCCCCCAUCGCGCAUCAUCGAGACCAAUGCAUGCGCGAUCGAUUCUCUCGCAAGAUCAUCGAUCGUUUCGAGGGUAACCUGGUUGGACGCAAGCUCGCGAUGCUCGGAUUCGCCUUUAAGAAGAAUACCGGUGACACGCGCGAGUCCUGGCGGUGGAAGUCGUUCGAAGAUAUCCUGCGCGAGUUGGAGACUGUCUGCCCGAGUUCAGCGCAAAUUAGAUUGUCAAGGUUCAUCCGGACCCGUACCUGGCCUGUUCCCAAGCCUGCGGUGCUGGUAGCAACCGAUUGUGACCAGUUCCGGAAUGCCCCAGCCCGUAAAAUCAUCCAGUCCAUUAUUCCUCCCAUGCAGAAAGAACUGGCUCGCUCUACCGCGGAUGCGAUGGGCGAGGAAAACCCAAGGAGCCUGUGCCCGACAGGACCAGGAGGACCUGGACCCAUGCGGGCGUGUCUUAUCAACUGCGACCCCAAGAAGCCUGCUCUGCAGACUGCGGUGAUUGCCGUUCAGCUGCGACCCGGCCAACGGCCACCGAGGCGACCGAGUGGACGCAUUGCGUACAACAUGGUUGAGCCAAAGUGGGAAGACGGGCGGGGAAUCUUGGACGCGGUGGAGUUGAGCGGCUCGGCGUUAGUGUGGACGUGGUGGGCCGACGAACCCAGGAAUUGGUGGCAUAGUAUAAUGACAUUCUUGUGCUUUUGA
Molecule: messenger RNA, 1371 nt
Organism: Penicillium daleae
Lineage: Eukaryota; Fungi; Ascomycota; Eurotiomycetes; Eurotiales; Aspergillaceae
Exons: 5
Coding region: 1-1371 (456 amino acids)
Biological process (GO): glycosaminoglycan biosynthetic process
Cellular component (GO): nucleus; cytosol
Molecular function (GO): UDP-glucose 6-dehydrogenase activity
Source: RefSeq, a predicted model, not a curated record